This is a messenger RNA of Anastrepha obliqua, 1522 nucleotides long. RefSeq names its product lipase member H. Gene Ontology annotation, biological process: lipid metabolic process. Gene Ontology annotation, molecular function: lipase activity. Lineage: Eukaryota; Metazoa; Arthropoda; Insecta; Diptera; Tephritidae. Bases 90 to 1106 code for a protein of 338 amino acids. The transcript has 6 exons. The record is from RefSeq and is a predicted model, not a curated record.
CGGUCGUAUGAAAAAAUCGGUUCUUGCUUUAGUGUGAAAACGCAGAAAAAAUAUUUUUUUAAAUAAAUUAAACAAACAAAAACUUCAAAAUGUUGUCUGUGAAACUGUUGUUACUUGUUGUUGUAAUGCAAAGCACCACUUUCUUCGUUCAAGCAACUGCAGUGUUUGGACAUAACAUACAACUCGAUGAACUAAUAUCGAAAGCCAAUAUUUAUUAUCAAAAACCCGUGAAUUCAGGUGUUGGAAGUGAUGAACUCAUCUUGAACGAAGUGCAAGAGCUGCCUUCGAAAACAGAUAUCAAACUGAUUAUACAUGGAUUUACUAGCAGUCGCUCUCAUUUCUCCAUUACUCCGUUGAGAAAUGCAUAUCUUUCUAAAGGUAAGGACAACGUGCUGCUCGCCGACUGGUCUGAUGCUGCAGCUCUGGAUUAUCCGACCACUCGUAAAGCCGUUGCACAGGUUGCGAAACAUUUUGCCAAGCAAUUGAAAGAUUUUCUAGACAAGCACGAGAUCGCUCACGCUGACGUGCACAUCAUCGGUCAUAGUUUAGGUGCGCACAUUGCCGGCAAUAUUGGUGAUUACUUUAAUGGCAGUCUGGGUCGUGUUACCGGGUUAGAUCCGGCUUUGCCACUUUUCACUCCGCUCUCAAGUGAUGGCCUGCACCGCUCAGCUGCGCAAUUUGUCGAUGUAAUACACACCGAUUUUCCCGUAUUUGGCGAUGGCACACCACGCGGCAACAUCGAUUUUUAUCCAAAUUUUGGAAACACCCCACAACCAGGGUGUGGCGAUGUGGAUGUGCUGUUGAUAGCCAAGCAGUUGAUAUUUGAGCAAUACAGCUGCAGCCAUAAUCGCGCUGUCUUCUUGUAUGCCGAGUCUAUAGGCCAACCAAAGAAUUUUCCGGCAAUCUCCUGUACCCUAAAUGGCAUAAAAGCUUUGAAUGUGAAUGGUUGUCGGAGGAAACUAAAAACGGGAGCUCCGAAUCUUGCGGUGGAUGAUAGUGAAGUGGUGUAUAUGGGAGAGGAAGUGUCGAGAAGUGCGACCGGUUAUUAUUAUCUGCCAACCUAUGAUGCACCACCUUAUGGCAUGGGCGCAAGUACGAACUUCUGACUGAAGACUGCGCAAGCAUGAAUGGUGUGCAACUUGGCUAAAUGGAAGAUAUGUGCGAACACAGAAUGAUUAAGAAGCUUAAUAUUCGUAAAUACACUACACUAAAAGUAUUACUUUCCCUGGAUUUCUUAUUACAUGAAACACCCUGUUCCACAGUACACGCAGUCUAUACAAGACUAAAGUCCACCACCUUUGUUAAUAUCAACUUUGUCAUAAAAUAUUAUCAAAUAUGGACAAUUGUUGCCUAAAUAUUUGCUUUAUCAAAUGGAUAUCAUCAAAUCGAUAAGAACAAAAACAAUGUUCGCUCAAAAAGAAUAAAAAAUAUCGUAUAGAAAUAGAAAAAAUAUAUAAGCUUUGAAACUACGAAACAACUGGCACUAACCGUUAGUCGGUUCUGCAUUAACCGAAGGACUCGU